AUGUCCACGCCAGCUAAAAGAAGACUUAUGCGUGAUUUUAAGCGUAUGCAACAGGACGCGCCGAGUGGAGUCUCUGCAUCUCCUUUACCAGACAAUGUUAUGAGUUGGAAUGCAGUUAUCAUAGGUCCAGCCGAUACGCCGUUUGAAGAUGGUACAUUUCGAUUAAUCCUACAAUUUGAUGAACAGUAUCCAAACAAACCACCGUCGGUUAAGUUUAUUAGUGAAAUGUUUCACCCAAAUGUUUAUGCAUCAGGCGAAUUGUGUUUGGAUAUUUUGCAAAAUAGAUGGUCGCCCACGUAUGAUGUGUCGAGUAUCUUAACGUCCAUCCAGUCAUUAUUAAACGACCCUAAUAUAAGCUCUCCUGCAAAUGUGGAGGCGGCCAACUUGUAUAAAGAUCAUAGAUCCCAGUAUAUUAAGAGAGUGAGAGAAACAGUGGAAAACAGUUGGAACGAAGAUGAUGAAGAUGAAGACGAAGAUGAGGACGAAGACAUCGAUGACGCUGAGUAA
This is a messenger RNA of Debaryomyces hansenii CBS767, 507 nucleotides long. It is a transcript of the gene RAD6, whose product is annotated as E2 ubiquitin-conjugating protein. Gene Ontology annotation, molecular function: ubiquitin conjugating enzyme activity. The coding region runs from base 1 to 507 and encodes 168 amino acids. Lineage: Eukaryota; Fungi; Ascomycota; Pichiomycetes; Serinales; Debaryomycetaceae. The transcript is spliced from 3 exons. Gene Ontology annotation, cellular component: HULC complex. The record is from RefSeq and is a predicted model, not a curated record. Gene Ontology annotation, biological process: protein polyubiquitination; proteasome-mediated ubiquitin-dependent protein catabolic process; DNA repair.